AUGGAGGCGAGCGAAGGAAUCGCCUCCGCCGUGGGCGUCAAGCUGGAUCGGCCCUCUCCAGCAGCAGCCUCGCAAUCCAAGCGUGACCGCAAGCGCCAGGCUCUCGCCGACCGUCUGUCCGCCUUGGACGACAAGGUGCAGCGCGACCGGGACCUGACGUACCGCGACCAGCUCCAGAAAAUCCAGUACGAGGUCGGCCUGGUCCAGCGCUUCGACCCGUACGAUUCCAACGCCCUCGAAAAGGCCGCCGACCUGCUCCAGGAACACAGACAGGCCCAGGGGCCGCCGGUGCUUGCCGAUGGCGCCCGGAGCCUCAUGGACAUGGCGGGCAUCCGCUUCCCAGACUUCAUUGAUGAGGUGGAGGAUCUAAUUGAGAUUCGCGAUUUCCAGCUGGUGCAGUCCAAGAACGAAUACGAACGCAAGGUGCAAGAGUACAAGAACACGCACGCGUACAAGGUCGAGACGGCCAAGCGGGAGCACCGAGCCCUGACCGAGACGCUCCGCGAUCGGCUCAUCAACAGCCUCACACAGAAGAAGAACCGCCUGAACCGAGAAAAGGAAGUGCUGGAGAUUAACGACUCCAACGCCCUGCUGCUCAAUCCAAACCAAUUCAGCCUGACCAACCCCGCCAGCCCCGGCGGCGCCCAUGGCAAGCGGGCGACUCGCCUGCGCAAAGAUGCCGAGGAUCUCCAGGUCUACGCCGACGGCAAGAAGCGCAAGCGCAACCAGGGCGAGGACGACGGAUCGCCGGUGCCCUCGCGGCGGGCUCUCGACCCCAACAGCACCACGCCGCUGUGGCAGUCGGAAAAGGCGCGCGCGGCUGCCAAGCAGAACGGCCCCGUCUACAGCAUCGACAAGCUCUUCACGGACAAGGAGCUGUCUCUCCACUACAACACGGCCGCCCUGGCCGCUCACCAGUACGUGCUGCGCAACCGCGCCAACGGCGCCGCCUCUUCUCCCGACGGUAGCGACUCGGGCAACGGCGACAGCAACGACGUCGACAAGGACGAUGCCGACUCGCAGCCCUCUGCCGCCCCCAUGAUGGAGCGCCAGGUCUCGCAUGCAACUCGCAGCACUAGGGGUGGCGCGAACCAGAACUUUUUGGACGACAAGAUCCUGGGCAUCGAGGGCAUUGCUAACUUUGAGCUCCCGGCCAACCUGGACCUGAUCCACGCCCAAGAGCCGCCCAAGAUGCCGCCUCCGGUGCCGCAGCAGUACCUCAAGCCGUACCCGCGGUCUGCCGACCAGAACUUCCCCGUGCCUCUGUCUCAGGAUGACAUUGCCUCCGAUCUCUCCGUCAUGGGCUUCUUCAAGCAGUACGACCAGAGCCACAAGCCCGGCGCCCACCUCGAUGCGCCCAGCGGCCUGCGAAGGAUCCUCGAGGCCGUGGCCGUCCCGUACCACCAGGGUCGGUACGUUGCCUUUACCAGCGCCGCCCGCGACGACCCAGAGUACCUCCGCGACGCCCUUGGCAUUCCCUCGAGCAACAUCCGCGAUCAGCCCAGCCCAAUUCAUGCCAGUCUCUCCCUGGCCGCUCUAUCAUCGGCAGCCGCAGUUCCGAUGAGCCGGCAGAGCAGCGCUCAGGGCGGUGGCGUUGCCAUGAGCCGCCAGGGCACCAGCGGUAGUGGUCGUGGGAAAGGCCGCCGAGGUUGA
Trichoderma aggressivum f. europaeum is the source of this 1653-nucleotide messenger RNA. RefSeq lists its product as uncharacterized. Gene Ontology annotation, cellular component: Sin3-type complex. Gene Ontology annotation, molecular function: histone deacetylase binding. The transcript is spliced from 2 exons. Gene Ontology annotation, biological process: negative regulation of transcription by RNA polymerase II. The coding region runs from base 1 to 1653 and encodes 550 amino acids. The record is from RefSeq and is a predicted model, not a curated record. NCBI's taxonomy places the organism in Eukaryota, Fungi, Ascomycota, Sordariomycetes, Hypocreales, Hypocreaceae.